Thelazia callipaeda (thelaziosis nematode) is the source of this 236-nucleotide messenger RNA. The record is from the annotation of a GenBank genome assembly. Lineage: Eukaryota; Metazoa; Nematoda; Chromadorea; Rhabditida; Thelaziidae.
UGGCCAAAAGUUCAAGGAAUACAAGCACAAUUAGAAAUUUUAUUCUUUGAAAUUAAUGUUACUGUACCUGUUCUAACUCGGAAUUCAAAAAGUAGAAGAAUUCAAAUAUUGUUUCGAGCCAAAUACUAUAUCAAUACAAAAGAGUACGCAAUUGUCGAUGCACCUUAUGUGUAUUAUGAUGAUUUCAAAUGUAAUACAAAAAAUUUGCAUAAUUUCUGCAUUAGUUGUAUUUAAAU